This is a messenger RNA of Plasmodium fragile, 678 nucleotides long. RefSeq lists its product as uncharacterized. The coding region runs from base 1 to 678 and encodes 225 amino acids. The record is from RefSeq and is a predicted model, not a curated record. Lineage: Eukaryota; Apicomplexa; Aconoidasida; Haemosporida; Plasmodiidae. The transcript has 4 exons.
AUGGAUGAGAAUAAAAAGGUGUUCUACAGCUACGUGGAUAACAUGCACAGGAAAAAUGAGGAGAUACACAGAAUAAUGGACAUGAAGGAGAAAAUCAAAAAGGAGGAGCAAAAAAAAAUAGAAGAGUCCCAGAGAAUUAUCAAAAAUAACCAAGUGUCCAUAGACACCGUUGACGAGGCACACAAAGCUAAGGAGCUGACUUGUGUAAAUUUAAAAAAGGAUAUAUCCAUCCAGAAAAGGAAGCUGCAAAAUUUGAACACCCUCUUGGGAGAAUUGCCCGAUGUUAUCGAGGGAGAGGAAAGGAAAUACUGCGAAUUUAAGAAGAAGUCCCGCAAGGAGAUAGAUGAACUUAUGAAGACCCUGGAGUCGCCACCUUACACCAACAGUGCUGAUGAAGUUUGGGACAAAAUAAAGGAAUGUCAAUCCAACACCGAUCAACUAAAUAGUGCAAUAUACGAGGCGCAUGGAGAAUUAACACAGCUAAAAACGAAGUGUAAUAGUUCCCAGGAGAAAUUCAGAGACCUUGUCGAGGUAGAGCGGAAUAAAAAUCAGAAGCUAAAAAAGAUAUCAGCCACACUUCAGUUCAUUCAAAAUUUAAAAAAAGGCACAAAUGGAAAAGCAAACGACGAAGGAGAUUUAAAAAAAAAGUUGGAAGAAAUAAAUGACUUGUACAGGUAA